Molecule: messenger RNA, 2050 nt
Organism: Rhagoletis pomonella (apple maggot)
Lineage: Eukaryota; Metazoa; Arthropoda; Insecta; Diptera; Tephritidae
Product: probable tRNA (guanine(26)-N(2))-dimethyltransferase
Biological process (GO): tRNA N2-guanine methylation
Cellular component (GO): nucleus
Molecular function (GO): RNA binding
Source: RefSeq, a predicted model, not a curated record
GCCAACUUUUGAUGCAACUAAUCGCCUCUAGAUUUGCCUGGCAAAUCGCCUCGUGUGAACUCCUUUUAAACAAAACGGGAAGUAGAAAUGAAAUUAAGCAAAUUUUAUGAGGAAGAAUCGCAACUGUUAUGCUAAAGCAAACAGCAUCCUUUUCCAGUUUUCCUAAAUUUCUGAUCCGCCGGAAAUGGCAACGCAACUUUUCCCACCUACCACCAGCUGAUUACAAAAACGUGUACGCAAAGCAAAUUAAGCAAAAGAUGGAGUUGGAAGUUAUAUCUGAUACAAAAGCGCAGGACACAUUAGAUCCUCCAGCGAACAGUGUUAGUGCACCUGGGCGCGUAAUAAAGGAGCGCAGCGCUGAAAUUGUUGCUGGCGGCAGCGUCUUCUACAAUCCGGUGCAGGAGUUUAAUCGUGAUUUAAGCAUUGCUGUACUCAAUGUAUUUGCAAGACGCCUGCUCAAAGAAAGAAAAAAAGAAGCGCAUACAAUUUCAAAAGAAUCAGGAGAAAAUGCUACAGGUGACGCGGUGAACGGAGAAAAUGCGCUCUACACCGCCGGAGUCAAAUACGAAAAUGGCAUUCGCAUAUUGGAAGCACUUUCUGCAACGGGUUUGCGUAGUAUUCGAUAUGCAAAAGAAAUCGCUGGAGUUCGUGAAAUUAUCGCCAAUGACCUUUCCAAGGCGGCAGUUGAUUCCAUACUUGAAAAUGUACGGCACAAUGGCGUUGAAAAUUUAAUCGAACCAAGCCAAUCGGAUGCCAUGACUCUAAUGUAUCUAUCUACAUCUAAUCAUAAGCGCUUUGAUGCUAUAGAUCUGGAUCCGUACGGGUGUCCAAAUCGUUUCCUAGAUGGAGCUGUACAAUCAAUAACCAACGGCGGAUUACUGCUGGUAACAGCAACGGAUAUGGCAGUUCUAGCUGGAAACACACCCGAAGCAUGCUAUGCCAAAUAUGGAUCUGUACCGUUGCGCAUGAAAUGCUGCCAUGAAAUGGCUUUACGCAUACUGCUACAUAGUAUAGAGACGCAUGCAAAUCGCUAUGGAAAAUACAUUGAACCGCUUUUAAGCAUUUCGGCCGAUUUUUAUGUACGGGUCUUUGUAAGGGUGCAUAGCAGUCAAGCAAAGUGUAAAUAUAGUAUGAGCAAGCAGUCGGUAAUCUUCCAAUGUACCGGUUGUGAUACAUUUACUCUGCAGCCGAUGGGCAAUGUAAAAACCAAUACCACAGACAAAGGCCAGACUCAAACGAAAUUUGGAAUUCCCACAGGACCAUACAUCGGCACGAACUGCGCCCACUGUGGGCAUAAGCAUCAUAUGGGCGGCCCACUUUGGUCUAACCCCAUACAUGACAAGGACUUCGUGAACGAAUUACUGCAAACAAUAGAGCAAAAGCCGCUUUCUGACUUGGGCACACAAAAGCGCUUGCAAGGUGUCUUAUCUGUGGUGCAUGAAGAACUACACGACGUCCCUUUAUACUAUGUAUUAGAUAAACUUUGCUGUGUACUAAAGUUGGAAAAUAUACCGGUGCUCAAAUUUCGCUCCGCGCUUUUACAUGCAGGCCACCGUGUUUCGUUUUCACAUGCCUGCAAAAAUUCAAUUAAAACCGAUGCACCCGCAGCAGUCCUGUGGGAUAUUUUGCGAUGUUGGGCCAAAAGGCAUCCAGUAAAAUCUGAUCGUAUGGUUGAGGGCACACCGCUUAAAGCUAUAUUGGAACGAGAGCCUGAGAAAGAGUAUAUUUUUGACGACAUACAUCCUGAGGCAAACCCCAACAGCCGACGCAAUGCAUUAACACGUUUCCAAGCAAAUCCAACCGCACAUUGGGGACCGGGCACAAGGGCGACUAUAAUGAUUGGCCAAGACAAGGUAGCAAAGAGUCAUCGUAAUCAAAACAAAAAACAAAAGCAAAGAGACCAUAUAAAUUGCACACCUUCUGAAAAGAGCGAUGAAGAACAAAGUAAGAGCAAACAACCAAAACUAGAAGCGUGAUCCGACAUUUGAUUUAUUUAGUUAUAUUUUUAUUGAUCGGAAAUACAAUAAAAAAUAUUGUAGGUUAACUUGGA